Lentinula edodes (shiitake mushroom) is the source of this 2103-nucleotide messenger RNA. RefSeq lists its product as uncharacterized. The record is from RefSeq and is a predicted model, not a curated record. Lineage: Eukaryota; Fungi; Basidiomycota; Agaricomycetes; Agaricales; Omphalotaceae. The transcript is spliced from 6 exons. The coding region runs from base 1 to 2103 and encodes 700 amino acids.
AUGACCUCACUAGACUUAUUCGAUACUCCCUGGUUCUUCUUCCAAUCAUUAGCAGGUCCCGAGUACAAUAUAGGUAUUCCGGAAAUAACCUUCGAUCUCUUCAAACAAGCAGUUCUCCCGAGCGUCGAGGAGUCUUCAGUCGAAAAAGCAUACCAAAAACUUCGAGAACGGGGCAUCUUGAUCGAUGAAGGCUGGAAAGAGCUAAAUUUCGGUGUGGUUGAGCAGGAGCAAGAGUCGGAGGAGGAGGAAGAGGAGGAGCUGAAGGUUGAGGUACAGAAGAAGGAGUCGCUUUUCUAUGCACCUCUUUUCGAUGGCUUAAACAGUGUCAUGGGGGCUGAUUCUACCGUCAAAUUUUCAAAUAAUCCUGACAAACAUAUGCUUUUCGAAGGCGAUCAUUCACACUAUAAAGCGAACAUCAACGGCCUUCUCACCAAAACCACAGCAGUUUUCCCUAUUGCAAAAGGAGAAGAAUACGAGUACGAUGUCUUUAUGACGGGGGAACUGAAGAAGAGGUCCACGCCGGACACUGUCGAUGAUAAUAACAAGAAAGUUUUGUCUAAUGCGACACAUAUUAUGGGUGCUGAUCCCACACGUCGAUUCAUGUUUGACUUAACGAUUGAUAAAUUUAAUGUUCGACUAUGGUUCUUCUCCCGGUCGCAUGUAUUCGUUACAGAGGCGAUGAAUUUGCAUAUGUCCCUCAGCGGAGCCUGUCGGGAGGAGCUAGGAUAUGACCCUACAGUUAGGAGAGUACAGGGAAAGGACAGAACUGGUCCAUGCUAUAUCUUCACUAUCGACGGCAAGCAAUACAUUACAACGGAAGCUAUCACCGUUCGAAAGGCGAAAUUUCUGUUCGGGUGCGCUGCUCGUGUAUUCAAAGUUCAGCAGGUUCUAAAUGACGAAGGAGACCUUGAUGCCGAGGUCAAGGUGAUCAAAGACUAUUGGUUACCUGAGGACUCUUGCACGGAACUAGAAAUUCGUUUGGCUAUCGAAGCUAAUGUUCAGAAGGUUAAUGCCGUCCCAAACCUAGACCGGAGCGCUUUCAAUAAAUACUUUGUCAGGAUUGAAGCCUGCGAGAAAGUUCCCGUACCCUCUACAACUGAGAAGGGACAGACUCCUGACUCCACAUCGAAUUUUCUUCGGGGACAAACUCUUCCUUCAGACAUCAAGCGUAUCACAGUUUCAACACAAUCCUCAACUUACCAACGAGUAAUGAGUGUGAGCAUUCCAGCCUCAAUCAUGAUGGAGUCUGGAGCGGAACGCCAACGACGUCAGGAAACUGUUAUCCGUGAAGCCACGGCUACCCAUCUUGCGAGACUCGAUCGUAGGACCUACGCACCCAAAGUCCAUUGUCGACAACUAUCGGAGUAUGCGGGAAAACCGCUGGAUCAGAUGAUGGACUGGGAUAUCAUUUUGAAGGCAUUAGAAUCGCUAAUUAUCGCUCUUUCAUAUAUGCAUUCUGCUGGCUUUGUUCAUCGCGACAUCAGCGCUGCGAAUGUGUUGCCAGGAAUUCAAUCUGGAACAUCAGAUGUCAAAACAGGCACAGAGUUUUUCAUGCCUGUCGAAGUUAUGACAGGCAGAUACCUGUUUAGACCUCCAACACACAAAUUUAACUUUGAGCGCGUGCCAUCCUUUCCAUUUUGGUAUCACUAUAUCCAUGACAUCGAGUCAGUGUUGUGGGUUUUCACCUACUUUCUCCUGACAAAAUGGCCAGCUUCCGAGUCUCCUCCAAGUGAGGAACAACAGAAUGCUCGGGAUGAGUUUUUCUCUCGUGCUUUUAUCUUUGGAAAGCGCAAAGAGUUUAUAGACGGUGAUAUGGAUAUGAAUAAUCGCGCUGUAGCAAGCACGCUACCGAACUUUUAUUCUGAUUGGGCAUGGGCUUCACAUUUUGCUGAAGUUGUGAAGAAAAAGUGUUGUGCACUGCAGCAGUCAUUACCAAUUGAUUUCAAGAAUGCUUUUCAUCCUUCCCUGUGCUCAGAUUUCCAGCAGGCAUUCAUUCAUUGUGCGACAGAAGGCUGGACAGGAGCAGUUACUCAUCGCGGUCGCGCCAAACAAUCAGCCGAAGACGAUUCGGAGAAGGAGACCAAGAAGUCGAAAGUUACUUAG